Camarhynchus parvulus is the source of this 2333-nucleotide messenger RNA. It is a transcript of the gene NRIP2, whose product is annotated as nuclear receptor interacting protein 2. NCBI's taxonomy places the organism in Eukaryota, Metazoa, Chordata, Aves, Passeriformes, Thraupidae. Gene Ontology annotation, biological process: proteolysis. The coding region runs from base 222 to 986 and encodes 254 amino acids. The transcript is spliced from 6 exons. The record is from RefSeq and is a predicted model, not a curated record. Gene Ontology annotation, molecular function: aspartic-type endopeptidase activity.
GACAGAGGGAGAAACAGGCACCGAGAGACUUCAGAGAUGGGUGAGUUAUAACUAAGAGAGCAGGAGGAAAGGCAGAGAAAGGAAGAGAAGGAGAGACGUGAGGAAGAGAAAGGGAAAGGAGAUCAGAGACUGAGUCAGCUUCCAGAGGGCAAACACCAGGAGACGAGUUCAAGGAACACCCCAGCACACCAAGAAGGACCUGUUCUGUCUGAACCUUCACCAUGAGCUCAAGGAAGAGCUGCCCCCUGCCACUGGGGCAAGGAGACCAGGAAGAGAAGCAGAGCGAGGGUGCUCCCGACCUGGAGCGACAGGAGUGUGAGAUGGAGCUGAGGAACAAAGCCAUUCUGCAACAGAAGAGGCGCCUCAAACAGGCCACCCAGUUUGUGCACAAGGACUCUGCUGAUCUGCUGCCCCUGGAUGGCUUGACAAGGCUUGGCACCUCCAAGGAUCUGCAGCCUCAUAGUGUGGUCCAGCGGCGCCUCUUGGAAGGCAACCUGAACAAGCUGCGGGGCGAGGCCAGGGCUCUGUCUGCACGGGUUCAAUCUCCGCUGGCAAAGGACCAGGAUGAAAAGAUGGAAAAGGGAGAGGACAGGAGAAAAGAGACUUCACCCCUGCUAAUACAGUGCCAGUGCCAAGAUCAGGUAUUGAAAGCAAUGGUUAACACUGGAUGUCUACCAAACCUCAUCUCCAAGAGGUGUUUCAACCAGCUGGGGCUGGAAGAAGCGUCUGCCAUGGACUGUGGAGACCUCUCUCCUCCCAUCCCCAGCGUUGUUGGCCGAGUAGAACAUUUGGAAUUGCAAUUUGGCCAGGAGACAGUGCUGUGUUCAGCACUGGUUGUAGAUGAUGAAAUGCUGGAGUUUUGCAUUGGCCUCCAGACUCUGUUGUCUCUUAAGUGUUGCAUCGACUUGGAGGAAGGAGUCCUGAGAUUUAAAGCACUGAGUGAGGAGCUGCCUUUUCUACAUGCCUCUGAAGAGCCUGGUCAGUGACUGGCUGCAUUCCCCAUGUCUGGAGACUUGCUGCCAUGAGAGAGAUAUGAGGGUGAGGCUCCCAUGCCCCUAACCUUGCUGAGUUCUAGGCUGAGGCAUUCAAUGGGGAGUGAGAAAAAGGCAAGUGGGUGCUGGAAGCUGUCACUGGGAGUGCCUCAACUUGAGAUAUCCCUCCUUUCAGUGGACCCUCUUGCUUGUCCUGAUGUGCCGAGUGGGCAUUUUGUUCUUGUUCUGCUAUUUGGCCCUAGUCACUCCAAUUUCUGGUUCUGUAAUAAAUUUAUGCUACCCCUUUAAUGACUUUACAACACACUCUGUUCACAAGACAGUCUCUGUGAACAAUCUCCAGUUGUUCUGUUGACAGGAGAACAGCGUUUUCUUCAAAGACCUCCAAAGAUUACCACAAAUGUUUCCCUUCUCAUUGCCUCAAUGCCAGCGUACACCAGUCCUGUUUUUUGUCAGAAGGGCUCUGUUCCCUUUGUCUGUACUCUGGGAAGCUGGAUUUUGCUGCUUUUUGCUGGCUCAGAGCAUAACAGAAGUAUUUUCUUGGGAAAACUGUGGCAAAAACAGUUUUAGAGUUCUCAGUUCUAAGAAAGCUUCGCAGAAAUGUUGAGUGCAGAUGCCUAAAGCACUGACAGGGGCUCAGGCUUUGCCACUGCAUCUCUGGGCACUAAGCUAUAUUAUAUGAAUGGCAAUGCUUACCAUCUCUUGGUGUACACUCUGUAACCAGACUUGCACACCCUGUUCUUUUGGCCAGGCCACUCCUCUCUGCACUCCAGCUGCUAGAGCUGCAUCCCUGUUCCCUCUGCUGCUUCAUCAGAGAUCCUGACACUCAGUUUAAAUGCUGUGAUGAAUUACAGCACCAAGUCUUCUGCUCUGUCAGCUCCUUUCUUCCAACUUGAAAUCCAGUGAUUAAACAUAGACACAUCAUCAGCCUUGACUCCUGGCACCACACAGCCCAUUAACUUUGCUUCUCUUGCACCAAAUGAGAAUUUGUAGCAUCAGCUCCAGUUAGAGAGCUGUGAACUCAUCUGGAAUGUUAAAGGUGAUUAUUAAGUCACUUAACAAUUGGGUUUAUUUGAUUUCUUUAAUUCCUUCUUAAUUUCCAUACUAAAGCAUAGCUAUAUUAAAAAUACAUUAUCUAUUCUUAACUAGCUCUAGGAAAAAUGCACCAGAUCAGGGCUUGUUCCAUGCCACAUGGCUACUGAUUCACUAUCCCAACUGCAAAAUAUACCUUUAUCCACACUUAAAAGGCAAUGACAACCCCAUUUGGCCUAUUUUCCUGGAUUAAACACUGCUGACUCUCUUCCUUUUUUAUCGAACUGGUCAUUGUCCCUGUUGUGCUUCUCA